CUCCUCUCCACUUGGAGUCGGAUUCAGCAACUUCUAUUCAUGUGAAGACAAUUCUAAUUUCUAUUAUAGCAAUGUCAUAGUCACUUCUUUGUCGAUGCGGCCAGCGCUGCAAAGCCUUCGGACGUGGUUUUCUCCAUGUUAUAUAUGGAAAGCUACGCCCCCGGAGGGCGUAUUUACACUUUGUCCCGCUCAAUUAUGUCGGUACGGCUGGCGCCAGUACAUCACUGUCAAACGUGCAUUUAGUACAAGAACGGCAGCUUUGCAGGAAGAAUCUUCCGCUCACCUUCGUCACACGAGAUUUCAGUCGCUGUCUACUAAGGAACCUUGUAAUGUUCAUUCCUCGACCAUCCGACCAGCAAUCUGCGAAGCCGAGGGUCUACGACAAUUCAGUAACACCUUGGUCACCACCUGGCCAUCAAUUGGUAACAGAUUUGACGAAAAUGAUACAUGGGUUCAAUGUGUGGAAGAUUGUCGCAGAAUUUAUGGGCUGCAAGGCAUGGCCGACAUAUGGCGCGCUGUGGUUGAGCACGGUCGUGACUUGCCUACAGAAGGACGAACAGCUGAUAGAUUGUGGACUUCUCUUCUAGAGUUAGGCUUUGCAGAGCCUUCUGUGCUCAUUGAAAUCUAUAUUCAUUCCUUGAAGCUGCUUCGGACAUCGGGAAAAAGAUGGACCAAGCUCUACAAUGCGAUUGUGGGCCACUAUCUAAUAGAGGAUCCCGGUGUCGCUUACAAAUGGCAUAAAAGGUUACAAACAUAUCAUCCUACACCUGCUGAUGGCCUUAGGGAACUAGUAAGGGACUCACUUAAACAUCAAGCCUCACUUGGAGUUUUCAGGCGCAUAUAUUUGGAACAUGAGCAUCAAAAGAUUUAUUCGACAAUUAUUCCUAUUCUCUGCGACGACGAAAGAUAUACGGAAGCACUUAAAUGGCACAAACUGUUGAAGGAAAGAGGUGAUUUACCCAUCAGCUCCACCGCUGCUGAACCAUUACUUAAAUACCUUGCGCUUUAUGGGGAUAAGAAAUCCUUGAGAGAAGUGACACAAAGCUUGGUAAAAGCCGGCGUAUCGUUUGCCGCCUCUACUCCAAAAGUGCUAAAACCAAAUACUUUCCUAUCCCGCGAGAUGAUGAACAGAGCUCUCGGCGAGAUAUAUAAUAUACAGCCAAAGACUUUUAGUGAUGAAUUCUGUGCAAGGCUUUUUGCUACAAGAGCUUUCUCUGUCAAUGCGGUCAUUGGGGGGCUUCGAAUACUCGGCGUGGACGAGAUUGGCCCAAUAUCAUUUCGCGAAAUCGCCGUUCGAUCCCCGGCGCCUCAAGCAAUCAAGGAGCAUAUCGCAAAGUUGAAUGCUGCGGGAAUAGAUAUUGGACCAUCAGUCUUCUCGCGGUGCAUUGAAAAAUUUGCCAUACAGGGGGAAGUCGAACUUUUGAAUGAUUUGCUAGCGACUGAUCAACAUCCCGAUGCUUUACAGGACAGGAAGCUUCAAGAAAGACUUCUAACUUAUCAUCACAAAAGACAAGAUUGGCGUCAGUUUAGGAUGACACUUGCUGUUCUUACAGUUUCGGGGACUGGUGAUCUGUCUGCAGAAACAUGGAAUGUCAUAUUGCGGAGUCAUAUCGCCCUAGGCGACUUGACUGCAGCCCAACAGACCAUCAGAGCAAUGCGACAGAAUAAGGUGCUUAUUACAGCCGCAUCUUCUCAGUGUCUUCUUCGGGCGAGCCUUCGUGACCGGCGAACGGGAAAGCGCCCCAUCUCUCUUCCCGACCAUCGGGAUGACCUGAGUUUAGUUGCCACAUUGUGGCUGGAUCUUCUUCGAUCUGGGGGUGUCGUCGCCCCCUCCGCGUGGACUGAAAUCCUCCGUCGCCUUGGGAUGAGUGGACGCAUGGACGAGCUUGAGAAACUCGCGCUCUGGCUUAUGGCUUAUUAUUCACCGUCUACUUCCCGGAAAAAACUCGCCCUUUUUGGACAGCAAAUAACGACUGGCAACAAUCCCGGCUUAGGAUGGCACACACCGGAACUUCCACGGUCACAUCCCAAACACCCAUUGAAGCUUUUGUUUCCCAAGGCUCUUCAAGGUGCAAUCAUAACCUGGGGUUUCCGUACUCUCUCAGAAGGAUCGAUACCCCCAAAUAGAUUGCACAGCGGAGCUCAGGAUAUGAAUAGGCUCGAGACCAUUAUGUCUCACCCUUGGUGCAAAGGAUUGCUCCUUUUGCGCGCACUUAAAAACGAAGGAGCUCCUGUCCAUACUGGCUUGGUUCGGAGAGUUUGCAACCAGAACUUCAGAAUGUUGUAUGGCUCAGGACGAUCAGCAGUCGAAAUUAAUCGAAAGGCAGCAGCUCGAAACCCUUUCACCCUGGAGGAGAUGAUGAAAGCCGCUCAAAAUAUAUGGGGCAGCAACCUAUUCGUUACCGAUGAGCAUUUGCCCAAGGAACUUACUCGCAGCAGCAGUGACCGCCAUAAUUUUUUACAGCACCUCCUUGAUAUUUCUGACGACCAGGCAAAUCACGUCAAGCAUCCGUCUCCACGGUAAGGGCAUGGAAGACCAUGAAAAGUGUACGAAGACGUCAUGAUGAUUUUAUGAUUUAAUUUACGGCCACAUUUAUCAGGUUUCUGGAUUAACAAUUUUCGCGUUGCAUCCACGGUGGUACCAGCAUUGAUAUUUAUUCUUACUUUAUCGGUUCAAAUGCUUUUGCCAUGGAAAUUCUUGGCCGAACCCGGCGACUGUUUCGUGCUGGUCUUGUCUAUAUUUCUGGCUAAUAACUUGGAGUCUGGGGCGUUGUCAUCUAUAGAAAUAGAUCAUUGUCGUCUCGUGGGCUUGGAAUGGAUUUGCUUUUAAUGACAACUUUACUUCGGGGCACGAUGCAAAAAGUCUUGCG
Messenger RNA from Xylona heveae TC161, 2870 nucleotides. RefSeq lists its product as hypothetical. NCBI's taxonomy places the organism in Eukaryota, Fungi, Ascomycota, Xylonomycetes, Xylonales, Xylonaceae. The record is from RefSeq and is a predicted model, not a curated record. The transcript has a single exon. The coding region runs from base 95 to 2524 and encodes 809 amino acids.